Messenger RNA from Cyphomyrmex costatus, 1323 nucleotides. Its product is annotated as epidermal retinol dehydrogenase 2. Gene Ontology annotation, molecular function: oxidoreductase activity, acting on the CH-OH group of donors, NAD or NADP as acceptor. Gene Ontology annotation, cellular component: lipid droplet. The record is from RefSeq and is a predicted model, not a curated record. Lineage: Eukaryota; Metazoa; Arthropoda; Insecta; Hymenoptera; Formicidae. The transcript is spliced from 8 exons. Bases 233 to 1267 code for a protein of 344 amino acids.
GUCUUAUAUCGUGUAAAUACAGGUUAACUAUUGAGUCAUCGGCGUAAUCGUCGAUCGCUGUUUUGUAAGUUAUAAAAUAGCUUCGACAUACUGCGAUUCAGUCAGAAAUGGCAGGCUGAACGAUCGAUAGCUUUAGUAGCAGAGAAGUCGCGUAAAGAACUCGACGAGCAAAGGCUGUUAAUUUAACUUUACGCAACAAGUACAACGCACACGAGAUCUGUAUAGUGCCAAUAUGACAUAUUUACAAUCAAUUUGGGAGGUAAUUGGUUUCUUGUUAUUGUCGACUUUUGCAAUAUUAGAUAGCAUCAUCAGGUCACUCAUUCCCAAGAAGUAUAAAAUGAAGAAUAUAGAUGGCGAAAUUGUCCUCGUGACAGGGGGAGGUGGAGGAUUAGGGAGGCUUCUCUCCCUCAGGCUGGCCAACUUAGGCGCCAUUGUCAUUAUUUGGGAUAUAAACGAGAAUGGUAUCGAGGAAACUGUUAAACUUGUUCGUGCGGCCGGAGGUACGUGUUAUGGCUAUGUUUGCGACUUAUGUGAUCGGACAGAUGUAUAUAAAAAGGCCAAAAUUAUUAAGGAAGAAAUUGGCAAGGUAACGGUUCUUAUCAAUAAUGCGGGUAUCGUCACGGGAAUGAAAUUUUUGGACACUCCAGACGAACUUAUUAUCAAGACAAUGGACGUUAAUAUCAUGAGCCACUUUUGGACUGUGAAAGCUUUUCUUCCAACGAUGUUGGAGAAUAAUAAAGGACACAUCGUGAGCGUAGCCAGUUUAGCCGGUCAAUGCGGGAUUCCAAAAUUGGUAGAUUAUUGCGCAUCCAAAUUUGCGGCAAUGGGAUUUGAUGAAGCUCUUCGAAUGGAACUUGAGUACGAAGGAUACAAUAUCAACACAACAGUUGUAUGUCCUUAUUUUAUUCGCAGUACCGGCAUGUUUGAUGACGUUCAAUCAAGAUACAUCCCGACUCUAAGUCCAAAUGCUGUAGCCGAUAGAAUAAUAUUGGCGAUGAGGUGUAACGAAAAGUAUGCUAUAAUUCCAGGCUACUUACAAAUAUUGCUUACUUUAAAAUGGAUAUUUCCAUGGCCAUGUGUCGCGAUGUUUCUUCGUGGAUUAGUAAGAGACGUUUCGCCAAGCUGUGAAAAUAGCAAAUCAUAUACAAUUGCAGCCACAACAGUCACGGAAAAGGAAUGUAUCAUAUCGUCAUCAAAGGAUCAGAACGGCGCUGCCAUCCAUCAACAAUUGGCUAGACGUAUCUCUAGUCCCGAAAGAAAACCUUGAACUUUUCUUACUUUGUUUCGAUUUUAAUAUCGAUCAAGAAUGUUAAAAUUUUGUUA